Molecule: messenger RNA, 627 nt
Organism: Eucalyptus grandis
Lineage: Eukaryota; Viridiplantae; Streptophyta; Magnoliopsida; Myrtales; Myrtaceae
Product: disease resistance protein RRS1-like
Exons: 3
Coding region: 16-627 (203 amino acids)
Biological process (GO): defense response
Source: RefSeq, a predicted model, not a curated record
GUCCGAGAAUCACUAAUGAUAAGCAUCAACAAAUUGGACGCCAAUGAAAAAGCCAUAUUCCUAGACAUAGCAUGUUUUUGCAUCAAGGAGGAUAAGACUUAUGCAGACUACAUGUGGUGUAGUAGCGGCUAUUCUCCACACAGUGCGAUUGAUGUUCUUCUCCUCAUGUCAUUGAUAAAGAUUGAUGAGCACAAUUCUUUCUGGAUGCAUGAUGAAGUUCGAGAUCUAGGAAGGUACAUUGUCAUGGCAGAGAAUUUUGAAGAUGCUGAAAAGCGCCGCUGGGUGCAAAUUGAUGAGAAUACUCAAGUCAUACUGAGGAGCAAAGAGGAAAAAGGAGCUAUACGAGCACUCAGUUUGGAUAUCAGUCAUGACUUCACACCUGAAGAAAUAACAUAUUUGCCAAAGCUGAGGUUCCUUGGAGGGGAAAAUCUGAAUUUUUUGGGCGACUUCAAAAAUGAUAGUCCUAAUAUGAGAUGGCUUUCUUGGCGUUUAUGCCCGCCGGAUUUUUUAGCGACGAAUCUUCAUCUAGGGAAUUUGGUCGUGCUCAAUAUUUCGAUGAGCAACAUCACCGACGAUUGGGGUGGAUGGAGGCAAACCAAGGUACUGUUUGAAGUUGUCUAUGAUUGA